UUCCGGCUCUGGGCUGGCGCCAGAUUCCUCGCGGGGGCGGGGUCGCAGCAGCUGCGCCCACUGGGCUCUUCGGGGCGCGGGCGAGGGCUGCGGCGAUUCGAGGUGCAGUUCGGGCUUCCCCUGGCGCAUGCGCGACCAGAGCGGCAGGCUGGGAGCCCCCAGACCCUUGGUCAGCAUCCCUCCGGUUUCCAACCUUGGUCCUGAUGGGGCCUCUGUACAGAGACUGCUGCUCUUGUCCUCCGACACCGAGGAUGACAGACAAGGCAACACCUGUUUGGGGACAAGGAACCCCCCCCACGGGACUGGGCAAAUUAUAAAGACCAAAAAGAAAGUGACUGCAGAAUGCUGGCGCACGAAGGAUGACAGCUCUCUUCUGCCCUUUUCUUCCAGUAGUGAUGAAGAAUUUGAAAUAUUUUUAUCUAGAAUGAAGACUCCAAAAUUCCUAGCACAUCAAGUCUCUAAGAAACAAAAUAGCAGGGAAGACUUCUCCGAUUUUACAAGAAAGAAUGAGACAAGCAAGAAGGCAGUGAAGAAUGUUCAGACCCAGAAGAAGCCAGUGACUUCUAGAAAGGAAAACACUUACUCUCAGGAAUGGCUGUAUCCAGAGAUUUUAAGUGACAGUAAACAUGAUGAUUCUGUUUUCAUAAAAAGUACAUGGUCUGACCACUGCCAAGAAAUUGAAGCGAGGGGCUUGAAGGACAACCUGCAACACAUAGAGCAAACUCCUUCACAAAAACAGAAAGAGUUUGAUAUUUCCAAAUAUAGUCCAAAUUCAUCUUUUGAUGGGAAAGAGAGAGAUUGGGAGGAGCGUGCACGGAACAACCCGCAGACCAUGGCACUACGACAUAGUGCAGCAUUAGGGCAAGACAGCUCAGAGGAUGAAUUUGAAUCUUUAAUAGAGCGGAUAAAGAAGCGAAGCAUACCACUGACUCCAAGUUUAACUUCAAACAAAACCACUCUAUCCCAAUCAGCCACCACAGAACUGGGAAACUUCAAGCCUCCUUGUGACAGUGCACAACACUCUGUUAAGAAAGAGAGAAUCGUGACACCAAAGUCAGAAUCCUCUUCAUCUAAAGAAAUGCCUUCUCUGAAGGUUCCUAAGAGCGCAUCAGUCUAUUGUGUACAUUCAUCAGAUACAGAGGAAAGGUGGAAUCUGUGUGGAGUGCCAGGCUGUUUCUUACAAGAGUUGUCAAACCCAGCAUCCCAAUAUGUGAAAAAUUUCAGGAAAAAAAAGGAUGAGUUGACACAGAAGCUUUACACUCUUUAUAACAACACCAUCUUUGAGCAAAAGUUGCCAGAGAAAAUGGAAAUAGUCUGGAACAAAAAGAUGCGGAAGACAGCAGGGUACUGCGUCACUGGACAAACAAAAAGUCCUGAGGUACAACGUUAUGCUCGGAUAGAGCUCUCAGAGAAAGUUUGUGACUCUGCAGACCGGCUUCGAGACACAUUGAUCCAUGAGAUUUGCCAUGCAGCCACUUGGGUAAUCAACGGAAUUCGUGAUGGCCACGGGCAGUUUUGGAGAUUCUAUGCUAAGAAAUCAACUGUGGUUCAUCCAGAGCUGCCAGUGGUGACACAAUGCCACAGUUAUGAGAUUAAAUACAAGUUCACUUAUAAAUGUUCUCUGUGCAAAAACACGAUUGGGCGCCAUUCCAAGUCACUGGACACAGAACGCUUUGUGUGUGCACUCUGUAAGGGACAGUUAGUCCUGUGCCAACCCACACGGAAGGAUGGUACUGCAGCUAGAGCACAGCUAACACCAUUUGCAAAGUAUGUGAAAGAAAACUAUGGAUCUACUAAAAAAGAACAGUGUGGGCUGAGCCAUGCAGAAGUCAUGCGUAAGCUCAGUGCUGAGUUUGCUUUAAAGACUAGGCUCCUAGAUUCCUGAAUGCCUCUUGGGAUGUAUACACUGGCCCUGUGCUAUGUAAUCAUUGUUUGUACCAUUAGAGAAAAUAGCUAGGUUCUGGUUGGUUAACAUUGAAGAUCUAUUAAAGGUUUCUAAGCAUC
Messenger RNA from Chrysemys picta bellii (western painted turtle), 2004 nucleotides. RefSeq names its product germ cell nuclear acidic peptidase (gene GCNA). Gene Ontology annotation, cellular component: nucleus. The record is from RefSeq and is a predicted model, not a curated record. Lineage: Eukaryota; Metazoa; Chordata; Testudines; Emydidae.